AUGAAAUACCGCCUAAUCGCUGUGAUGUUUACGUCGAAAUGCGUACUACUGCUUGCAAUUGCGUUUGCGCCAUGCCAACUAAGGAUUCUACAUGUCAUAAUGAUAACGGGAGUAUUCCAGAAGGAUGGCAAUACCUUACCAUUUACAGGUGAAGAGAAAUUGGAGGACCAUCCAGCAGCUAAACACUUUCAAGAUGUCUGCAUCAAGCUCAAGUUCUCAAUUUCAUCCGGAACGGGCGUGCCAUUCAAUACGAUUGCAUGUGGAUUUUCUUACUUAACUGGUCAAGCUGAGAGCAAUCACGUCAUUGUCACCAUGGAGAACAUAGGAUCUGCUGAUGUAAACAAGUUUGUACGUGAAUUGCUCUUGAAACUCAAAACGCGAACUAAUUCAGACAAAUCGGACUCAAUUCUGGGGCGGAACUACGCCAUCCGAAUUGGCAUGGAAUUUGUCGGAGAUGAUUUAACGGGCGAAUGGCGCGGUACAUAUGGAAGUGCAACUGAGGUUAUGCAUAUUGCUGAGACGAUGUGCGCGAAAUAUGAGCGAAUGGAAAAGGCAGAGGAAACAUCAGGCGACAAGAACUUCACCUGCGUUGUGAAAGGUCCACAUUGGGCACAUUUGGAAGGAGAAUUUUUGUUGCACUUCGAGUCGGAUGAAGCGGACAACAUCACCGUAACAAAAAAGGAUUUGGAAAAGCGAAACAACACAAGAGUUGGUUACGACAUUACUGACUUGCAAAUUAAACUCCUAUGUGCUACACGCUAA
Molecule: messenger RNA, 762 nt
Organism: Dicrocoelium dendriticum
Lineage: Eukaryota; Metazoa; Platyhelminthes; Trematoda; Plagiorchiida; Dicrocoeliidae
Source: the annotation of a GenBank genome assembly